This is a messenger RNA of Columba livia (rock pigeon), 9052 nucleotides long. It is a transcript of the gene TRIM71, whose product is annotated as tripartite motif containing 71. The record is from RefSeq and is a predicted model, not a curated record. Gene Ontology annotation, biological process: negative regulation of translation; proteasome-mediated ubiquitin-dependent protein catabolic process; protein polyubiquitination. Bases 163 to 2793 code for a protein of 876 amino acids. Lineage: Eukaryota; Metazoa; Chordata; Aves; Columbiformes; Columbidae. The transcript is spliced from 4 exons. Gene Ontology annotation, molecular function: translation repressor activity; protein binding; ubiquitin protein ligase activity.
GAUGCCAGCUUGCUCCUAAGCCGCUUGCAGAACUACCUUCAACCCACGCCGCUCCAAACGUCCCCUGCCUCCUCUGCUUUUCUCUCACGCUUUUUUUUGUGAGGGAGGGGAUAUACUUUUUUUUUUUAAUACCUCCCCAUCGGGGAGUCAGGCCCAUCGCAAAUGGCUUCGUUUCCCGAGUCCGACUUCCAGAUCUGCCCGCUGUGCAAGGAGAUGUGCGGCUCGCCGGCUCCCCUCUCUUCCAACUCCUCCACCUCCUCGUCCUCCUCGCAGACCUCCAGCUCCUCCGGGGGCGGCGGCGGCGGCUCCUCCUGCGGGGGCCCGCCGCGGCGGCUCCACGUCCUGCCCUGCCUGCACGCCUUCUGCCGCCAGUGCCUGGAGGCGCAGCGGCACCCCGGCGCGGGGGACGCGCUCAAGCUGCGCUGCCCCAUCUGCGACCAGAAGGUGGUGAUCUCGGAGCCCUCGGGCAUGGACGCGCUGCCCUCCUCCAACUUCCUCCUCAGCAACCUGCUGGACGUUGUCGUCGUGGCCGCCGCUGCAGACGAGCAGAAGAACGGCCGCGCCGCCGGGGCCGGCCCCACCGCCAGCUCCGGUGCGGGAGCAGGCGGCGGCGGCGGCAACAACCGCCACCACGGCCGCCCGCCGCCGUCGCACCGCACCGCCGGCUCCUCGCCCGCCGCCUCGGCUGCGCCCUCCUCGACGUCCUCCUCCUCCUCUUCGGGCGGCGGCGGCUCGGCGGCGCUCCUGCUGCGGCGGCCCCACAGCCGGCAGGGCGAGCCCCGCUGCAGCUCCUGCGACGAGGGCAACGCCGCCAGCUCCCGCUGCCUCGACUGCCAGGAGCACCUGUGCGACAACUGCGUGCGGGCGCACCAGCGUGUCCGCCUCACCAAGGACCACUUCAUCGAGCGCUUCUCCGCCGCUGCCGCCGCCGGCUCUGCCGCGCCGCUCGCCCUCAGCCCGCCCUACCCAGCCUCUCCCUACAACAUCCUCUCCGUCUUCCCCGACCGGGCCAGCUACUGCCAGCACCACGACGACGAGGUACUGCAUUUCUACUGUGAUACGUGUUCUGUCCCCAUAUGUCGGGAAUGUACCAUGGGACGACAUGUGGGUCACAGCUUUAUCUACCUCCAAGAUGCCCUCCAGGAUUCCAGGACUCUCACCAUUCAGCUCCUGGCAGAUGCUCAGCAAGGACGACAGGCUAUUCAACUGAGUAUCGAACAGGCCCAGGCUGUGGCAGAGCAGGUUGAGAUGAAAGCGAAGGUGGUACAGUCUGAAGUAAAAGCGGUGACUACUAGACAUAAGAAGGCCUUGGAAGAGCGGGAGUGUGAGCUGCUCUGGAAGGUGGAAAAGAUUCGUCAAGUCAAGGCUAAGUCACUCUACUUGCAAGUUGAAAAGUUACGUCAGAACCUAAACAAGCUGGACAACACCAUUAGUGCUGUUCAGCAGGUCCUGGAGGAAGGUCGUACCAUGGAUAUUCUUCUGGCUCGGGACCGCAUGCUGGCUCAGGUGCAGGAGCUGAAGAGUGUCAGAGGCCUUCUCCAGCCACAGGAAGAUGACAGGAUCAUGUUCACCCCCCCUGACCAGGCAUUGUAUAUGGCCAUUAAAUCUAUGGGCUUUGUCAGCAGUGGGGCUUUUGCGCCUCUGACCAAAGCCACCGGGGAAGGCCUCAAGCGUGCACUGCAGGGCAAAGUGGCCUCUUUCACAGUGAUAGGCUACGACCACGACGGUGAGCCUCGCCUUUCAGGAGGUGACAUGAUCUCCGCAGUGGUGAUGGGCCCAGAUGGAAACCUUUUUGGGGCAGAUGUCAGUGAUCAGCAGAACGGGACCUAUGUGGUCAGCUACCGUCCACAGCUAGAGGGAGAGCACCUGGUGUCCGUGAUGAUGUGCAACCAACACAUUGAGAACAGCCCCUUCAAGGUCGUGGUGAAAUCUGGGCGCAGCUACAUAGGCAUUGGGCUGCCGGGGCUCUCCUUUGGCAGUGAAGGAGACGGCGAGGGCAAGCUCUGCCGCCCCUGGGGCGUUAGCAUAGACAAAGAAGGCUACAUCAUUGUUGCUGACCGCAGUAAUAACCGCAUCCAGGUGUUCAAACCAUGCGGGACCUUCCAUCACAAGUUUGGCACGCUGGGGUCCCGGCCGGGCCAGUUUGAUCGUCCUGCUGGUGUGGCCUGUGACAUCUCACGUAGGAUCGUUGUGGCUGACAAGGACAAUCAUCGCAUCCAGAUCUUCACGUUUGAGGGGCAGUUCAUUCUGAAGUUCGGGGAGAAAGGAACGAAGAACGGGCAAUUCAAUUACCCAUGGGAUGUGGCCGUCAAUGCAGAGGGCAAGAUCCUGGUCUCUGACACGAGGAACCAUCGUGUUCAGCUCUUUGGGCCCGAUGGUGUGUUUCUCAACAAGUAUGGCUUUGAAGGGGCACUCUGGAAGCACUUUGAUUCCCCCAGAGGUGUGACUUUCAAUCACGAGGGCCACUUGGUAGUGACCGACUUCAACAACCAUCGCCUUCUGGUCAUCCAUCCCGAUUGCCAGUCCGCACGUUUUCUGGGCUCGGAAGGCACCGGGAACGGCCAGUUCCUGCGCCCGCAGGGGGUGGCGGUGGAUCAAGAGGGGCGCAUCAUCGUGGCCGACUCCAGGAACCACCGGGUGCAGAUCUUCGAGUCAAAUGGUAGCUUUUUAUGCAAGUUUGGCACUCAGGGAAGCGGCUUUGGUCAGAUGGACCGUCCUUCAGGUAUAGCCGUCACCCCUGAUGGCAUGAUUGUGGUGGUCGACUUUGGAAACAAUCGAAUUCUCGUCUUCUAAUCUGUGUUUGAAUUAGGAAGAAACUGUCUCAGGGAAAUUCUUCUAAGAGAAAAUGAAAAAAAAUACAACGUUAAUUCAAACCUACCUCAUCUUUAAUUUUUUUACAGAUGAAUGUACUUAUCUUUUCUGCAGGGAGUGAGCCUGUAAAGUUAAAUUCUAUCUACCUCAUUGUCCUCCCUUCCCUCCCCAGUUUCUCACCCCCUCCCCAUCCCCACACACUCACAGUUCAGAACGUUUUACCUCUUCCCCGAUGGGGUUUCAUGCACAAACAAGUGUUGCUGUGCACAUUAGGUGGUUUGUGUGGUGAAUUCUGUAGACUUAAGCCAAAAAAAAAAAAAAAGGCUUUAUGUAACUUUUUAAAUGGAGAAAAUGGUAGUAGGUGUUUGUAGAGAAUUUGUGUUCUUGACCAUACUGCAGUUCUGUGGGUGGGGAUAUGGGAGGGGGGACUUUUGUGUUUUGAAUUGCUGCUGCAGCAGAGAACUUUUUCCUGUUCUCCUUUUUAUACCUCAGUGUGUUUGAUUUACUGGUGAACACAGCGUCUUGUUCCCAGAAGACUUUGAACGUUUUGUGAAAGUGAGUGGGAUUCACUCGCUGGGAAGAGCAAGUUUGCAUGGGGUUUAUUUUUUGGCAUUUCUGUGUAUUUUUUCUCAAACACAGUAAUCCAACAGCACAAAGUGAAGCUGAUGAAAAUGCACAAAAAUUCCUUUUUAAGUUUAAACCAAAUUGUUCAUUUUAGUGGCUUAGUGUAAAGUUUAGAUUAAAAAAGCAAGGCUUCCUUAAUGUAUCCUGUCAUUGAGUAUUUCUUUUUUUACAUUUUCGCUUGAAAGCUAAAUAAGUUUUUUAAAAGUUACUGUUUCUUUUAUCAAUGCACCUAAAAACAGAAGAGGUUACAAGGAGCAUUGAAACAGGGAGAAUCAAACCCUUUUGACUUACUUUCUUGUGAAAUGACUAGCUUUUUUUCCCCCCCCCCUCCCCAUAGAGAGACUUUAAGGGAAUAACAUUUGGAUUUUUUGGAACAGAAGUGGUACCUUUUUCCAAAAGUAAGAAAUAAGCACAGCUUUGGAGAUUCAGGGUGUGUUUUGGAGAAGUCAACAGUUACUUGUGUUUAUAGAAGAUUGCAAUAACUAUAUCAGCGACAAAAAGAUAUAUUUUUUUUUCAUCUUCUGGCUUCCCCAAAGAGCUGGACUGAAAAAUUCAGAGAGGUCUGCUGUAGUUUUUAGGCUGGCGUGGACCUGUAGCUCCAUGUAUCUCUUGCUACAGAUCCAAGUCAAAAGUUACCAGUACCAGCAUAAGGCAAACUGCAUCAAAAUGAAACUUUGCUGCUUUUUUCCUGGGGCAGUACCAAAGAAUUCCAUGUAAAAUAAAUGUGUAUGAUCCUUAGAAGCUUGGAGUCUGGGCGAAGUUAGCCCUUUCAGGGAUAUAAAACCAACUUUUCUGAGAAGCGGAAACUUUUUGGGGAGAACGGAGAUGAUUUUGAGUCCCUGAAAGUAUUUGGUUUUGUUCUUCAGUUUCUUGCAUUCCAGUUUAGCUGUUAAUGCAGAUGCGGUCUCUGCGGAGCUGUCGCUUCACCCUCUGGAUGAGGCCUUUGGUGGCAAACAAGAAUGGUUAAAGUAGGGAACAGAGGGCUUUUCUGUCUCUCUCUGCAAUGGAAAAAUCAAUGUAUCAGUACUCUUAGGCUUGGAAAUGCUGUGGUAUUUACCUUUCUUUUUGCAAGAGAAGAUCUCUGAAACUUAAACAAGGUUCUUAUCAAAAAGUCUGAAGAGCCUUAACCGUCCUCCAAGGAAAGGGUUCAUCUCUCUGCCAGCCACCGUGCACAAAAGUGACCUGAGGCUGAAAGGCUCUUUACGAGUUUGUGAGAAAUCACAAGGUGCACUUUCCUUCUUGCUGCUUUUCCCCUCCAAGGAGUCUUAACUUUCCGGGUUUUGUGGAAAUCCUGAUGAAGCGUGCAGACAGAUUGCUGCCACUUCAGAGGAUGCUUAAACUGAAGGACCAGGAAGAGACAAGACGGAUUUAUAAGAUGGCAAAACCUCUUUUGAAAGAAGGAUGAGAAAAAACACCUAAAUCAAAUAAGAUAACUGUGUUGCCUUUCAGCCAAAGCCUUGAGGAAGCAAACUUCAAAGCAGUAUGUUUCAGUUAGGCUUAAUCUUAGGAUAGCACGGUUUAAAAAUAGUCUUUAAAGGAUAAUCUUUUAUACAGGUGUCUGUCAUUAAAUUUCUGUUGCCACUCAAAAUAUGGGUAUGAGAGAAAGCUAGUUGACCUCUGCAGCUUUCUCAAGUUCUGCUUGUGUACAUGCCUCCUUUUCUGGGGGUGGCCUACAGCUGUGACGUGUCCAUGUUUGUCUUGUAUUCUUGUCCAAGAAUUAUUUGCAACUUGGGCUGUGAAAACUAGUAGCCUGCAAGAUCUAGAUACCAAAGAAACAAACUGGUUUAAAAAGCUUUAAUGUUUAGUUGGCAUUGUCCUUGCAUUUACCCUAUCAUGUCUUAAAAAAGCCAGGUCUCUUUAAUACCUUGACCGGAGUGGCUGACAGUGUUGGAGUGUGCUAGAAAUGUUGUUUGUGCUUUAAUGCUUGUUGGGAUCCCCCCUUCUCUGGGGCUAGAAGGGGGUUGUUUUCCAGGCAUUAAAAAAAAAAAAUGAACCAAUGUGCAUUCAGGAUUGUGUUGAACUGCAGAAGCCUUUUUGUCCCUCCCCAGCCUGCACCGUGUUGAAAGUGACAGACACUGAAGUUGCCCUUUGCUAUUUCUUACGGAGCCAUUGCACAACCCCCCUGGUCCAGCUCUGUCAGGAAGAGGAAUGACUUUAACUCUUUCUAAGUUGCUCUCUAUUUAAUUCAGUGGGAUUUGCUUACAAACCAAACCUCAAGCAUUUGACCUCAUGUGUUGGGGAGCUUUUUUUGUUUUAAAAACACAACUGUUUAGCUACCCAAAAUAAUUCCUAAUCUUUGUCAUAGAUAGUGCUAAGCACACUUGAUCUCGUUGAGAAGUGGUAGUGUAGCUUAUAAAAUGGAGUGUUUUAUAUGCAAUGAAAAUAAGUCGUGAUAAUACACAAUGCCAACAUCAGAUGCCCCAUAGGGGCUUUUAGAAGGCAAUACUUAAGAUUCAAACCUUGCUCUGUUUUUUUCCAUGCGUGUUCUCAGGCUAUGCACGUUCUCAGGUUAAUGCCCCAGUAUCACAACAUCCAUGCGUGCAGAGAGAAAAAGCAAGGCUUUGAAGCUGGAUUGCAAACCAAACAAGCAUUCAGAGUAAUCGUCUUAACUAGUGGAAGCGGCCUGGAGAAGGGCUGAGGCCUCUUCUUCUCAGCUCCAACACUGGGGAAAAACUGAUGUGGGUGACAGACCUGUCUGCUAGAACUCCCAAAGGAAUUUCACUGUGCCAGGUUAAACCAUUGGCUCUCAGUACACUUUUUGCCUGACAGAACACUUAAUUGGCAGUCAGUGUGGCUGCUUUGGUCCAGCCUGUGAAGAGAUCUUGUCCUUUCUCAGAACUAAGCAGGAACUUCAGUAGCAAACUGAAGCAGACUCAGUACUUGAUAAUGCAGGUCCUUCAGAUAAUUCGCUCCUUUUUAUUUAGUACCUCUUAAAUGUAACUUACUUAAGGAAGCCCAUAAACCUUGGACUUGUAGGGAAAGUGAAGGAAGACAACACCCGAAAACUAAUACGUAUUGGGACCAGAGAGAACCAAGUUGGGAGAAAAAACAAGGCACUUGGACGUGGCGUUCCCUUGGAAUUGCAGGAAAAUGGGCCUGGUCUGUUACGUUACAGUUAAACCAAAAUUAAUUUCUGCAAAGAGCGGGCUUAUAGGCUUAUCUUGCCAUAACUUUGAUCAUAAGAUUUUUGUUCAGCUCUGGUUUAAAAGAAAAAGAGAUUGUGCCAAAGUGGUUUUGUUUGUUUGUUUUAAAGGAGUGUAAGCCAAAUGGUGCCAAAAGGUAAUAGGGUAUUUAAAAGUAGAGAUAUUUAGACAAACAGUUUGGAGCUGUAUAAAAAAAAGAACACUGGUACUUGCGUUAGACAAAUAUUAUACCUUUGGUCUUUGAGUCCUUGGGAGUUUGAAACGCAGUUUGCUGUGGUACAAAAUGCACAACUAGAGAUGCCACUAAUCGUUUUCUUGAAGUUCUACCUCGCUUUGCAGAAGUAAAUCAUCUACCUCAAUUUAGCAUCAGACAGGUUUGAGAAAUAGAGAAUCUGCCUGGGGGAAGGGUUCAUCCUGCCUGUUGGACAAGCAUUUUAAUUGAAACAGAGAUCCUGUGUGUGUACGAUGUGGUGACUGGUUGCUUUUGGUUUUGCUGCCUGCCCAUGGAAAUAUUAAGCUGCCCUUACCAGAGAAUCAACCAAAUGUUCAGGCAAACCGGACUGAGAUACCUGAAACGCUUUUGAGUUUGUUCUGUUUUCACUAAGGAGUAUGGAAAUGUAAGCUUUCUUCAGUAUUAUGACACUACUAGCUGGCAUGACACACGCUUCAUUUGCAGUGUUCUUAUGUCCGUAAGACCUUUAGGUCUUCUCUCUACAAGAGAAAAACUUUUCUGCAUGCCUACAAAUACGUCCUGUUUGGAAAGACUGAUGUUAUGAGUGCUGUAAACACAAUGUUAUACCAAAUGCUUGAAGGGAAUAAGAUCCUGAUUUUAUUUUAUUUUAUUUUAUUUUUGACUUGGUGAUUGUAUUCGUAGCUUUCUUGACUCAAUGGGAUUUUUUCCACCAUGACAAAGCAACCAAGUUCCUAUUCCUGGAGGGCAGUUUAGGUUCAGACAUUCUCAGGAGAGGCAGUUUAAAACGGCUGUGUUGGGGUUUUAUGCAACUUAAUAGUAACAUGCAACAUGCCCCUUAUUUUACCUGUGGAGUAAAGUUGCAGAAGCACAUUUUCAGAUGACUAUGUUGAAAAAGUCUCUUUUUUUCCUCCCCUGCUCAUAUUAGGGGGUGACAGAAGUGGGUACAGGAGACCCCUAAUAAUGAUAGGCUGUGUUCGGUUUGGUAAAUGUUAUGGUGGAAAAUGUACAUUGAUGUCUCUAAGUGAUCUUACGGGUUAACAAGCCAGACUGGCAUCUUUUUCCAUCAUUUGUUUAACCAAUAAUGGUUCUAAAAAUGCUUUGUGUACCUGCAUGGUCUUAGACCUUCUAUUAAUGAUUGUAUCAACUUACAAACUCAGGUAGAUAAUUUUUUAAGCUCUUUUUGUGGAGCCUUACUGACUGAAUGUUAAGUGUCUGUGUAGUGAUGUAGUUAAGUAACUUCCUUUUGAACUACCAGACUAGUUUAAAAAAAAGAAGUCCUUUUAUAGGUUGUAGAGUACUUUUCAGAAAUGUAGUGGUUUUUCCUUCAGAGGGAGAGAUGUCUUUCUGGGUUUUGGUUUUAGUUUCUUUCUUGAAAUGACUAAAAAGCUUUUUAACUAGUUUGUAAGGUGUGCUUAGUCAGCGGAGUUGGUGGGGGUUUCUUACUGUCUGUGACUCUGGUUUGUACUGUGCAUUACCUGUCAUGCGCUGCUUGGGUUCAUGCACAAUCCCUCGGAGCAGGGAGGGUGUUGAACACACGCCUCUCAUUUUUAAGUCAAGUUAACAACUGGAAGCGUUGAACAAAACAGAGGACAUCCACAUGAAACCAAUGGCACAAAUGUGCAUUAUUUUCCCCCUUGUUUAACUGACUGUAGAUGUAUGGCCCCAUCUUAUAAAACUUCAUUACCAGUGUAGCAUUGUCUUGGUGCAGGUUUGCAUGGGGAUCCAGAGUGAUUUUUGGCAGUCCUCGAAUGCUGGGCCUCUCGAGUUCUUUGGUUUUGUAGUUUCCUCUUCUGUUGCAGUUGUUUCUCUCUUACUUUAGUGAUUAAUUGUGUUGCUCUCCUAAUAAUAAUGUGUCUCAGCAGGACAGACAGUGCUCAGCUUCUAAUGAGCUGGUCAGAGCUUUUCUAUGUAAUUGGUAAUGAAACGGGCUGUGACAAGAAACUUCCAUGCUCCAAAAAGGGAAUCACAUUUCUGCUUGGACAAAACGUGACAUUUUUAGAUGUCAGAUGUUAAGUACUGCAGAGAAGAAAGCAUGACAGGUUAUGUGCAAACUUUUACAUAGAAUAAGUGAGCAAAAUGUUAGAACCCUUGUGUUUAACGGAGGCUUCUGAAUGUAUCUUUGUGGUCCAUAGGGAAGGCUGAAGGAUGUAGCAAGGAGAUGAUGUAUCAGCUACUGGCAGCCUUAAAACAAAGUCAGUGUCUCUCUGGACUUUAAAAUGUUCCUAUGCAGUUUAUUUUAUUUUUGUUUAAUCAAAUAAAUGUGAGUUUUUUUCAUGGCAAA